Seriola aureovittata is the source of this 6344-nucleotide messenger RNA. RefSeq names its product Rho guanine nucleotide exchange factor (GEF) 4 (gene arhgef4). Gene Ontology annotation, biological process: intracellular signal transduction. NCBI's taxonomy places the organism in Eukaryota, Metazoa, Chordata, Actinopteri, Carangiformes, Carangidae. Bases 526 to 4140 code for a protein of 1204 amino acids. The transcript is spliced from 13 exons. The record is from RefSeq and is a predicted model, not a curated record. Gene Ontology annotation, molecular function: protein binding; guanyl-nucleotide exchange factor activity.
GCACAGAGAAACUACACAGGUGAUGAGGGAAUAAUUCACCCCCCUGUCGAUCCAUCAAUAACUGUGACCUUUGACCUUGUGGACGAUGUAGAGACGCUGCAGGGAGACUCACUGUCUUCACUGGACCACAGAUCCAGGUGGACCAGUCAGGAAAACCAGUUCCACUUAAACCUGGUUCAUGCAGACGAGCGGGAAAAACUAGAGGACAACACAGCGGAGCGUCCAGAGCUCAGGUGUCUGAACUCAGACAGACAUGAAGGUCUUAAGUCUUUAGGUUCAGAGGUGGACGGUGAAUCUACAGAGGACAGAAGAAGAAGAAGAGGCGGCUUUCCUGACUCACUGAAGGAACAUCCACCUGCUGAGCACACACAGGUGAGUCUGUCAGCUCCACAGCAGGAGGUGAGGGGGGUCAGCCUCCAGUUGCUCCCUGUCAGGAGUCUGGAGCCGAUCUGGGAGGCUGAGCGUUCUCUGGAUAACUGUGGCACCACAGAAGAAGAUACAGGAACAGAGACAGGAUAUGACAUCAUGAGGCCUGCUGAGGAAGGUAGGGAUGUUGGUGACCUGGUCAGAUCGAGUCCUGAGGGUCCAGACCAGACCGAGCAGAGAGACAAAUCUCUAACCACUGCGGAGGAGGAGCCUGAGGGGAGCUCACCUGUCCUGCGUAGGGGGGUUGAGAAGCCCUGCAGACCUAUGACUGUAGCGUACGAUGCUGUGUGUUACACCUCAGCCAGCAGCACCUGUGACGAGCUGGACGACCCUCACUCCGCCCUCGACAAGAUGAUCAAGAGAAGCAAAACUAAAGGCUCCAAGUUCUCUGUCUUCGCUAAGAUGCCGUCUUUCAGGAAGGCGAAGGGCUCAAAGGGUGGCAAGAGUGAGGAGGCCCCCCAGGAGUCACCAGACGGGGGAGGUGAGGGCCUCGUGUCUGAGCAGGGACCACAGAGGGACAACUCUGACGAUGAGGUUUUUGUCAGAGGAGACGUCCUCAACCAGACUGUCCACCAGGCCUUUUCCUCUGUGCGCUAUGAGAUAGAGGAAGAGGACUGUGGCUUCCUCCCCUCCACCCCCCACACCCGACACGUCCGACAGCUAGUCAGCCAGGGGGGCAGUGAGGGGGGUAGUGGAGGGUCAAGUCCAGACAACCCCCUCCUCAGGCAGGUCCAGUCACCCAACGGUCAGACCUACAAGAGGAGCAAGAGCAACGACAGUCUGAACAUUCGCCUGCGCUUCGCUCAAGCUCACAAGUCCCUGUCCAGCCUGUUCGAGUCCCGCUCCAUGGACAAGGAGAACGAGGAGCAGGUCUCUGAUCUGGACUCUGCUAAAGCCAGACAGUCCUGGAGGAGGCUGAGGAAGGCCAAGGAGGCAGAGCUGCUGAAGAGGACUCUGUCAGUGCCGGACGAGGACUGUAGCAGCGCUGCUGCUGGACACGAGCAGGGACACUUCACGUCCUCUCCGGUCCUGGACAGGCUCGGCAGCCCAGGGUCACCAUCCUCUCUCCAAGCCCUGCGCCACACUGAUCCCAUCUCCAAACGAGGAGUUCCACAGGGGGGAGGGAAGGAGAGCCCCCAUGGGUGUAAGUCUGAGGGCCAGAGGAGGAAGUGUUCACCUAAUGGUCUCCCCACCUCACUCCCUCUGUUUUCAGAUGACUCUGCAGCCCGACCCCCCAACCACACCAGCCCCGUGUCACCUUUGAGCCCCCUCACUCAACAGUAUUGGCCCUCCUGGACUCGGCCCCACCCGGUGUCCAAUGAGGGCGUGGCUGACACCCCCCUACGGCCCAUGAGCCCCAAACCCAACAGCCCCAGACCUGCAGCUCAACGCAAAAUCUUCCGCUACCCCCACUCCUCCAGGUCCAGUUCUGUGAGUCCUAUUGUUCUGGGUCAGUCGGUCAGCGUGGAGGGGCUGACGGACCCCCCUGAGAGACCUAAGACCCUAAAACCUGCAACUAGCCCCCUGGGGGUCAGCCUCAGCCUCCUGGACGCAGCCGAGCACAGAGUAGACAGCCAGUCACACAUCAGCCUGUACGCCAUCGGCCUCAGCAGCGACCUGGAGGGAGCACAGGUCAGCGGUCGACCUGCCGGACUGUCCAGAGCUAGAAAGCUGAUGGAGGCGGAGGGCGAGGGGAAGGCGUCCGUGAUUGUUGGAGGGCUGAGGACUGGCUGCUGGGCGGAGGUGGGCGGAGACGUGAGUGACCGGCAGCGACGGAGAAACUGUUUGGACGACCUCUGGAUCGAGGAACAAAAGAAAUACAAACGUAAACAGGCCAGAGCCAUCAGAGGAAGCCUGGGCCAGCUCAACACUCUGAUAUCUGAAGACCUGGACAAAACUGAUGCUGGAGUCUCCUCAGGACCUGUCGGGGCAUUCAGGGGGAUGCCCCUCAAGGCCCACUGCUUCUCCCAGAGCACCCCCAUCGGUCUGGACUGCCUGGGCUGGAGGAGACGCAUCUCCUACACCUCUGUGGUUAUUCCUGACGGGGCGUCAGAGAAGGCGGGGCUUGGAGACGAGCUGGGAAGUGAAGAGGAUCUGCUGUAUGAAGAGUUUCGCAGCUCUGGACAUCGGUUUGGACACCCAGGAGGAGGAGGGGGGGAGCAGCUAGCCAUCAAUGAGCUGAUCAGUGAUGGCAGUGUGGUGUACGCCGAGGCGCUCUGGGACCAUGUCACCAUGGACGACCAGGAGCUCGGCUUCAAGGCCGGUGAUGUCAUCGAAGUAGUGGACGCCACAAACAAGGAGUGGUGGUGGGGUCGCAUCAUGGACAGCGAGGGCUGGUUUCCUGCCAGCUUCGUGCGGUUGCGUGUGAACCAGGACGAGCCCAUGGAGGAGUACCUGGCCCACCUGGAGGAGGCGCAGGCUGGGGAGGAGGACCAGGCGGCUCUGGGCCUGUUACUGGGACCCGGUUUACCCUGUAAAGAGCAGAUGAGGACCAACGUCAUCAAUGAGAUCAUGAGCACAGAGAGAGACUACAUCAAGCACCUGAAGGACAUCUGUGAGGGCUACAUCAAACAGUGCCGUAAGAGGACAGACAUGUUCACUGAGGAGCAGCUUCGCACCAUCUUCGGAAACAUUGAGGAGAUCUACCGGUUCCAGAGGAAGUUCCUGAAGGGACUGGAGAAGAAGUUCAACAAGGAGCAGCCGCACCUCAGUGAGAUCGGCUGCUGCUUCCUCGAACACCAAACAGAUUUCCAGAUAUACUCAGAGUACUGCAACAACCACCCCAACGCCUGCGUGCAGCUCUCCAAGCUGAUGAAGGUCAACAAGUACGUGUUCUUCUUCGAGGCGUGCCGACUGCUUCAGAAGAUGAUCGACAUUUCCCUGGACGGCUUCCUGCUCACCCCGGUCCAGAAGAUCUGCAAGUACCCGCUGCAGCUGGCGGAGCUGCUCAAGUACACCAACCCUCAGCACAGAGACUACAAAGAUGUGGAGGCGGCGCUGAACGCCAUGAAGAACGUGGCGAGGCUGAUCAACGAGAGGAAGCGGCGCCUGGAGAAUAUCGACAAGAUCGCCCAGUGGCAGAGCUCCAUCGAGGACUGGGAGGGUGAAGACGUCCUCAGCAGGAGCUCUGAUCUCAUCUUUUCAGGGGAGUUGACCAAACUGUCUCAGCCUCAGGCCAAAAGUCAACAGAGAAUGUUUUUCCUCUUCGACCAUCAGAUGGUUUACUGCAAAAAGGACCUGCUGCGCCGGGACAUGCUGUACUACAAGGGUCGGGUGGACAUGGACCACAUGGAGGUGAUGGACGUGGAGGACGGGAAGGAGAAGGACUUCAACAUCAGCGUGAAGAACGCCCUGAAGCUGCGGUCGCUGGCUGGAGACGAGGUCCACCUCCUGUGUGCCAAGAAGCCGGAGCAGAAGCAGCGCUGGCUCCGAGCCUUCGCUGACGAGAGGAGGCAGGUCCAGCACGACCGCGAGACAGGCUUCUCUCUCACAGAGGUCCAGAAGAAACAGGCUAUGCUGAAUGCCUGCAAAAGCCAUCCAGCUGGGAAACCUAAAGCGGUGACCAGACCUUACUACGACUUCCUGCUGCGACAGAAGCACCCCUCCCUGCCCACUGCUUUGCCCCAGCAGCAGGUCUUCAUGCUGGCUGAGCCCAAGCGCAAAACCUCCACCUUCUGGCACAACAUCGGCAGACUGACUCCCUUCAAGAAGUGAGCACCAGGGAGGUGAAGAGAGGAGCUGUGGAGGAGGAGGAGGAGGAGGAGGAGGAGGAGCUCUCUGCUCGUGCCUGAACAGACCCUUUUUAAUCCUUCCUCUCUUUCCUUUCAUACUUGUAACUUUGCCCUAAUUGAUAUACUGAUUUAUUGUAUAGCUGAGGAUGACGAUGAUGAGGAGGAGAUUAUUUUUUGAAAGCACUUUAUAGGUUGGUUAACAAUCAAACUUGAGAAUGGUCUCCUGGAGACACUGAGUCAAACAGGGGGAUUGGACUCUUGCUUAACAUACUACUACUAUACCUUCAAUCAAGCCGACUGGUACUAAUAUAACUACUGUCCUGCUGCGAGGGGGCGGGGCUCCUGCUGUGCUGCCUCUGUGAAGAUGUUGCUGCCUGUCGACAAAACUCUGUCGUUCAUUUCCACUGUUCUUUCUUUCUGAUUGGACAGAUGCCAACUGUUCACAGUGCCAGAUGAUUUGUUUUGUAUUUGUUUGUUCUUUGUCUGCUUCUGAAAAAAGGGAAAACUGAGGGGGGGUAAAGUUUCUUGUGCUUCUCUCUGUGCAAAUAUAUGAUUUAAGGUCAUUUCAGCUGGUUUUAAGUGUUUUGUGAUCUCCAUCCACCAGAGCUGAUUUCUGUUUCUCUGCUGAUUUGUGAUGUUUGUGCAAACACCUGAUAAGAGACAUGAAGACGCAGCUCAUCAGAGAGAAGGAGCUCGUUUCUACAGCAGCAGCGAACACAACACUCUCCUCCACUCCUCCUCCUACCUGAAGAAAGUAAAACUACCCCGUCUUAUUCUUUCUUUUUCAUUCUUUUUUUUUAAGUGCCAUUUGAAGUGUGCCAUGGAUGACUUCCAGUGACAUGCAUGGAUGUGAUGAAAAAAUACUGUGAAGAAUAUUUUUUUUAUCUCUGAAGAACCCAUCUAUAUUUAACCAGAUACAGGAACCGAAGUUUCAUUGUGCUACCAGGCUGACAGCGUCUCUCUCACACACACACACACACACACACACACACACACACACACACACACACACACACACACGUUCUUUUAUCUACCUGUACUCCUGCUCCGGAUGCGGCCCGGUGAUGUUGCUCUGUCGGUGCAUUCAGUGAAAUGUACUCGUUCACCUUUAUGUUCAAAUGUUUUAGCUUCUGACCAUAUGGAAUAUUAAACAUUCCUACGCUGAUAAAUGUGGCCGUCAGAUGGGCUGAUUAUUUAUUGCGCAUUUCUUUAAUUAAAUAAUAAUAAUUAUAAUAAUAAAGGUCUUCACCGGGGGGGCACACAUGAUGUGACUCCUCACUGUCACUGAAUCACCUCGGCCUGUGGACGCUGUUUCUCACGGUCACAUUUUAUAAUCAUCACGAGGAAUCUGCAGCUUCCUGUUUUCUGUCUGUGACACUGACUGAUGCUAUACAUGCUAACAUCUUUAGCAGCCGCCAUUGUUGUUAAAGAACAGUCGCUGCCCGCUGUCGUCUCACCUAAGACACGCCCAGCUGCCAGUAGCUCCUCCCUCUUAGGGCACUGAUUGGUCCUGGAGAGAUGGAUUCUCCAGCUGCGUCGCUUCGUUUGCUCAUAAACCACAAAACCUGUUAUUUACAUAUUUCCUGACAUUUUCAAAAGCAUGCAGCUCAAGUUCUUUCCAGACAUAUUCUCCAUUGUUUUCUAUGGGCUCUGAGUCUGCAUCCAUCCACAGCUCAUCCACUUCAAGCACAAAAUGAUUUGAUAAUAGUCACUGCAUUACGUCAAACUCCUGACAGAUGACUUUAACCCCCCCCCCCCCCCCCUUCAUGUCUGAUACAACAUCUUUAAAUUCUGUCUUUCAGGUUGAGGACAGCCUGGGUCAUGGUUGAUAAAAGGACAGUUGUUGAUUUAAGGUCUCCACACACACCCAUCCUCCACCUGAAUCUUCACACCUGUACUUCCUGCCUUCCUACAUAAAGACCACACCCCUUCCUGUAUUGGCACAGAACAUUGUUAUUGGUUGUAAACCGUCAGGUGCAGAAUUGUCCAUGUGCACAUAAUUGCUAUCACACUGGGAAUUAUGUCCAUAUGAGCUGAGACACUGUCCAGUGCUGAGGAUGGGCUUCAGUUGCAUGUUCACUAUUUGAUUGAUCAAAAUGAUUUUUGACAUUUUUACACUUUAUUUUAUUUGACUAAGGUUCUUGCACGGCUGCUUUUUGUCAAAAUUAAACACUGAUGAAUACGGCA